Molecule: messenger RNA, 1203 nt
Organism: Ichthyophthirius multifiliis
Lineage: Eukaryota; Ciliophora; Oligohymenophorea; Hymenostomatida
Exons: 2
Biological process (GO): protein autophosphorylation; peptidyl-serine phosphorylation; intracellular signal transduction
Cellular component (GO): cytoplasm; nucleus
Molecular function (GO): calmodulin binding; ATP binding; calcium-dependent protein serine/threonine kinase activity
Source: RefSeq, a predicted model, not a curated record
AUGUUACAUUAUGUUACGAGAAUUAUAAAUUAUAAGAACUUAGAUCAUCCUAAUAUUGUAAAAUUUUACGAAGUUUACCAAAAUAAUCUUUUUUAUUAUAUAUGUAUGGAAUAUUGCGAAGGAGGGGAACUUUUAGAUAGGAUUAUUGAGACAGUCAACCAUAUGCAUUCUAAAGGGAUAGUUCAUAGAGAUUUAAAACCAGAAAAUAUCCUUUUUACAACCCUAAAUACAGAAGUUAAAAUUUGUGACUUUGGGCUUUCCAGUUUUUAUGAAAAAAAAAAAGAUUUAAAAACUGUUGUUGGAUCUCCUUUAUAUGUAGCUCCGGGUGUUUUAUAGGGAUAAUAUGAUGAAAAAUGUGAUAAUUGGAGUCUAGGAGUUAUUUUAUAUUUAAUGUUGGUUGGAUAUCCACCUUUUUAUGAUGAUAAUAAGUAGUUAAUUUAUCAGAAAAUUAAAAACGGGGACUAUGAGAUGAAAGGAUAUGAAUGGAGCCUUAUUUCCGAUAGUGCUAAGGAUUUAAUUAGAAAACUAAUAAUAGUUAAUAGAAAGGAAAGGAUAUCGGUAGAAGAAGCUUUAAAUCAUCCUUGGAUUAAAAAAUAUUAGUAAAAUGAAGAGAUUUAAGGAGUUUUUACUUUGUAGAAUUUAGAUAAAAAUGGUGAAUGUAAUUAAGUUUUGUCGAAUUUAAUAAUUAAUUAUUCGAAUAUUUCAAAAUUAAAAAAGGAGUUUAUGAAGAUUUUAAUUAAUUAAUUUAAUGAAUAUGAAAUUGAAGGACUUAAAAAUAUUUUUAAGAAAAUCGAUAAAGAUUAGACUGGAGUUAUUACUUUAAAAGAACUUAAAGCUAUUAUGUAAUAGGAAGGAUUUAAGUAAACUAGUAUGAAGAAUUUAUAAAAUUUAAUUAAGAAUAUUUCAGGAGAUAGUAACAAUAAAGUAAUUAAAUAUUCAGAAUUCAUUGCUGCGGCUUUAAAUUAAAUUAAAUAUUUAAAAGAAGAGAAAUUAUGUUCGCUUUUUAAAUAUUUUGAUCCGUCAGAUACUAAUUAUAUUUCUGUUUUGGAUUUAAAAGAGAUCUUUUUAAGAAACGGAAGAGAUGUUUCUAUUGAAGAUAUUAAAAGCAUGCUUAAAGAAAUUAAGUUAAAAAAUUAAGAUUAGAUUUCUUUUACUGAAUUUAAAAAAUUUAUGAUUGGAUAAGAUUUAGAUUAUUAAAAAUGA